This is a messenger RNA of Etheostoma cragini (Arkansas darter), 1245 nucleotides long. RefSeq names its product retinol dehydrogenase 8. Gene Ontology annotation, biological process: estrogen biosynthetic process. NCBI's taxonomy places the organism in Eukaryota, Metazoa, Chordata, Actinopteri, Perciformes, Percidae. The coding region runs from base 219 to 1145 and encodes 308 amino acids. The transcript has 7 exons. Gene Ontology annotation, molecular function: estradiol 17-beta-dehydrogenase [NAD(P)+] activity. Gene Ontology annotation, cellular component: cytoplasm. The record is from RefSeq and is a predicted model, not a curated record.
ACUCGGCCUUUGUGACCCAUUUAGGUAAUCGGUGGGCUUAUGUAGCCGUCUGUCCCGCUGUGACUUGGUUGUAUCCCCCUCUCUGAAAGCUGCGCCAACGUUAGUUUACAGACCCGCUGGUGUACAUCUUUAUUUCCCAAAUCAGCUGGUGUGGAGGACGCGCUGCACGCUCUACAGCAAGGAUCCUCGUGAAGUUUGAGGUCAGAGGUCAAAGAGCCAUGGGACCCAGGAGAGUGCUGGUGACUGGGUGCUCCUCUGGUAUCGGCUUGGCUGUGGCUGCACGGCUGGCUAAGGAUGAACUCAGACGGUUUGAAGUGGUUGCCACAAUGAGGGAUCUUAGGAAACGGGGGCCCUUGGAGAAAGCAGCAGGGGACUCCUUAAACAAAACCCUGGAAAUCAAAGAGUUAGAUGCCUGUUGUGAAGCCUCCAUCAGAGAGUGUGUCAACGGCCUGCCGGACAGACGGGUGGAUGUUCUUGUGAACAAUGCUGGCGUUGGCAUGAUUGGACCACUGGAGUGCCAAAGUAUUGACGCAAUGAAGAAUCUCUUUGAUACAAACUUCUUUGGCCUGGCUAGGCUAGUGAAAGAGUUGCUGCCCGACAUGAAGCGGAGGCAGAGCGGCCAUAUUGUGGUGAUGAGCAGCGUCAUGGGAAUACAGGGGCUUCUGUUCAAUGACGUCUACUCUGCCUCCAAAUUUGCUGUGGAAGGAUUUUGCGAAAGUCUGGCAGUGCAAGCAAUGAAGUUUAGCAUCAAGACGACUCUAGUGGAACCUGGCCCUGUGGUGACAGAGUUUGAAAGGAAAGUGUAUGAGGAUGCUGAGAAGAUGGAUCUUUCAGGAACAGAUGAGGAGACUGCCAAAAUCUUCCGUGAAGUUUACCUACCAUACUCUAAAAAGAUUUUCUCCUCAUUAGGCCAGACACCAGAGGAAGUGGCUGAGCAAACCAUUAAAGUGAUCACAGCCAAAGAGCCUCCUCUGCGCCACCAGACCAACCGCCUGUACAUGCCCAUGACAGCACUGAAGCAUGCAGAUCCGACUGGUCGACUGCCUCUGGACACCUUCUAUAAGAUGAUAUUUAAACACGACAGCGUGUUCAAUGCUACUCUCGGGGUGCUGCGCAUGCUGCAGAGGGGCGCAGGGAAGAAAUAAAGAUCGCACAGACUAUUAAUGUUAUUCCUGAGGGAACAGUGAUUGACUUUGGUAGCUUUAUCUUGUUGUUAGAGUUCUUUAGUAAAAUAUACAACUGUAA